AAAAACAAAUCAAGAAGACUGAUGGAAAGGGCCGAGAAGUUGCGAUUGAAUUUCUUUUUCCCAGCGAUUUUUCCGCUAUAAUUUACUGGAAAUAUUCCAGUCGUCAUGAAUUCGUAAAGAAGCAUGUGACAUGGAUAGGAAAAUGUAAUUAAAUGUGCAAAGCUUGGAAGAAAGGCUAAUGGGAUCUAUUAUCAGACCAAAUCUUUUGUUUAAACCUUGCAAAUUAUGUCAGUCAAUACGUAAGGCCUCUGGAUCUACUAGACGUCAUGAAGCUCGAGAAAGACGUAAGAAAGAGGUGAUUCAACUGAAAAGUGAGAAAGGUACGCCAGCUGAACGUGUUUAUGUAUGGGGUCAUGCUGCUGCAGGUGCUUUAGGUGUAAGAUCAUAUUUACGUCCAGAACGCAGUAGUCAGAGUCCUGUAAAAAUACAACAUAGACCUGCUAGACUGAGAUUUAUGGAUGAAAAUGAUAUACAGGUUUACAAUGUGGCAUGUGGAUAUGGCUUCACUCUGUUUGCUGCAAAGAGAAGAAGACGACACAUGGUUCUUGCCACUGGAAUAAACACAGACUCUCAGUUAGGCUAUCAUGAGUUCCCUAAAAAUACAGGACGUGUAUUGGAUUAUAUAAUUGAGCCAGUGCCGGUAGAAAUACCAGGGAUAUCACAGGACAACCAUAGAUCUGUACUACAGGUAUCAGCCGGCCGGGCCCACAGUGUCUUUCUUACUGAAGCUGGAGUGUUCUCACAAGGUAACAAUGCAUAUGGGCAAUGUGGUAGACCUUCAGUGGAAGGUGAAAGCUUUCACAAAGUUUUCAACAUACAAAGAGUGGAGGGACUUCCAGACAAUGUUAGCAAGGUUGUAUGUGGACAGGACCAUACUCUUUUUCUGACAAAAGAUGGUAAAGUUUAUUCCUGUGGUCUUGGUGCAGAUGGGCAGUUAGGAUUACAAAGUUUUGAGUCAGUAGGUAUCCCACAGCAAGUAAAAGGUGAUAUUGAGGGUGUAAAUAUAGUAGAUAUUGCAUCUAGAACAGACUGUGUCCUGGCUGUAUCUAACACAGGUGACGUUUUUGGAUGGGGAAACUCUGAAUACAGUCAGUUGGCAAUGGUUACCACUGAAACACAAGUAAAUGUUCCAAAAUAUUUACCAUUCAAGGAUUGUGGGAAAACAAAGAAAGUGGGUGCUGGGGGAUCUGUAUGUAUCCUGCUAAAUGAGAGUGGACAUGUUCAUGUGUGGGGUUACGGUGUACUAGGAAAGGGACCAAACGUGACUUUACUUAAGACACCAAGUUUACUGCCCCCACCAUUAUUUGGCUGUAAUGAACUGAAUCCAUAUGUUAAUGUUAAAGAUAUAAGCUGUGGAAUGAGUCAUUUUGGUGCAAUAACAAGUGUUGGAGAUCUUUACACAUGGGGCAAAGGAAAAUAUGGUUGUCUAGGAAUACAUAAAACAGAGGUCCAGUAUUUCCCCUUGAAGGUUGCCAUGCCAGCGUUAACACAUACUGUGGAAUGCGGUGUGGACCACACUGUUGCUCUUUGUAGAUCAUUUGCUUGACACAAACUUACAUUGUAUGAAGCAUUUCUAGCUUGUCUGUUUUGAACACAAAGUCGAACUAUUAGCCAUCAUGCAAGAUGAAGAAAAGAUGCAUACUUUCAUACACACGGUUUUGUCUUGUUUAUCAUGUAGGCACUUAUCAUGGUCCACAACAAAUUGUGUCCGAUCCUACAAAAUGCUGAAGAAUGUUAAGCAGUUUUUUAUUACUUGGAUCAGUGCUUUAGACAAGGGUGUACAAUAUUCCAAAUGUAAUAGACCUUCAGACAAGUUUUGCUUACCCUUAUGAAUCAUUCCAGAGGAUGGUAGACAGUAUUGUAUAAUUAUUAUAUGAACACAUUUUACAAUAAUGUGUAUAAGAAAUGUAAUAUAAUAUUAAUGAUUAAAAUAUGAUUUGUUGACUACUA
Molecule: messenger RNA, 1950 nt
Organism: Ruditapes philippinarum (Manila clam)
Lineage: Eukaryota; Metazoa; Mollusca; Bivalvia; Venerida; Veneridae
Product: RCC1-like G exchanging factor-like protein
Exons: 12
Coding region: 179-1546 (455 amino acids)
Source: RefSeq, a predicted model, not a curated record